Messenger RNA from Rhea pennata, 7111 nucleotides. It is a transcript of the gene RAB27B, whose product is annotated as RAB27B, member RAS oncogene family. Gene Ontology annotation, biological process: endocytic recycling; protein secretion; cilium assembly. The transcript has 6 exons. NCBI's taxonomy places the organism in Eukaryota, Metazoa, Chordata, Aves, Rheiformes, Rheidae. Gene Ontology annotation, molecular function: GTP binding; GTPase activity. The coding region runs from base 62 to 718 and encodes 218 amino acids. The record is from RefSeq and is a predicted model, not a curated record. Gene Ontology annotation, cellular component: endosome; synaptic vesicle; plasma membrane.
CCCGCCGGCCACAGCGGCCCGCGGAGCCCCGCGGCGCCUGCGGUUCCUAAAAAUUAGCACUAUGACUGAUGGAGACUAUGAUUAUCUGAUCAAGCUCCUGGCCCUUGGAGACUCUGGCGUUGGAAAAACAACAUUCCUGUACAGAUACACUGAUAACAAAUUUAAUCCAAAAUUCAUCACAACAGUAGGGAUAGAUUUCCGGGAAAAACGAGUGGUAUACAACAGCAGAGGACCAAAUGGAUCUCCAGGAAAAGCCUUUAAGGUACAUCUCCAGCUUUGGGACACAGCUGGACAGGAAAGAUUUCGAAGUCUUACCACAGCAUUUUUCAGAGAUGCCAUGGGCUUUUUGCUAAUGUUUGAUCUUACCAGUCAACAGAGCUUCUUAAAUGUCAGAAAUUGGAUGAGUCAGCUGCAAGCCAAUGCAUAUUGUGAGAAUCCAGAUAUAGUGCUGAUUGGUAAUAAAGCUGAUUUAUCAGACCAAAGGGAGGUAAAUGAAAGGCAAGCAAAAGACCUGGCGGACAAAUAUGGCAUACCGUACUUUGAAACGAGUGCUGCUACUGGACAAAAUGUGGAGAAGGCUGUGGACACUCUCCUGGACUUGAUUAUGAAACGCAUGGAGCAGUGCGUGGACAAGACGCAAGUCUCUGACGCCGCCAACGGGGGAAACUCGGGAAAGCUAGAUUCAACAAAACCAGAGGAGAAAAAGUGUGCCUGCUGAACUUCACCUCUAAACUGUGAGAACCAAGCAAAAUAUCUCAUCAGAAAGCGGUUAACCACCACCAAAUCCAAACCUGCUCUGUUGAGCCAUGCACAGAAGCAGAGUUGCAUUGUUUUAUUGGAAUUGUGCAUUUUUUUUUCUCCAAAGAACUGAUGUAAAAGCUAAAACCUGUGUCUCAGUGAGGCUGCUGUGCUGAAAUAAUUCUUCCUGAUAGGUGCCAUUUUCAUGGAAACUAUCCCCCCUUUUCUUCCCCUUCCCACUCCCUUCCCCUCCAGCCCUCAUCUUUAUUUUACGUGUGAUCAGGAUACUGAAUAGAGGAAGGUAGCUUUAUUUUUUUAAAAAAGGCAGGAAGGAAUCUAUUGUCUAUAUAAACUGGAUAUAGAAAUUAAAAUGCAAGUGGGUGGUUUUCCAGGUCUGUGCCAUCUUACCACAGAUUCCUAUUUCUUUAUAAUUCUUGACCUACAUCAGGGACCAUGCAUUUUCUAAGGUGUACAAAAGAUUUUAUGUGGCCUAUUAAGAAAAACUUUCACUUGCACAGGGUAAGGAAUGCUGUGAAUCUGUCCUGACUGAAUCACUGAUCAGUUGGUUAGUUGGGGCAGUGUGGGUGGUGUGAGUGUCUCUAUUGGGUUGGGGGUGGGAGAGGAAGACGGGAAUACAAUUUUUAGCAAAUUAAUCAGGGAAUCGUGCAACAUCACUUGUGUUGCCAAUAAUCCAAGCAGGGAUUGGAGAGUUACAGGAAAAAGUAUUGAGAGGAAUUCUCACGCUGCAGGGACAGUUUGAAAAAGAAAAGAGCAUAAUCUAUGGGAAAAAAGAGAAAAGAUAUAUUUUGUGCAGCAUCUUCUGAAUCUCACUGUAAGCAAAAAAUAUUUUUUUCUCCCCUCCCCCACCUAAGGAAACCAUCCUUGUUCUUUUUUAAUUCAGAUAACUGCAUAUCCCAGGUGGGACAAGGGAAAACUUGUGAAUCUUUGCACUGUCUGAAAGAGAACUGUAAAUUCAGUCGUACUGGGGGAAUUGCUAAGAAGUUACUCACUGUGGUUUUGUUGGGGCUUCAGUACAUUCAGGUUUUCAACAGGAAGAAACUUCCUCAUAUUCUCUACAAGAGGCAACAUGGAAAAACAGUGAAGGGGGGCUUAGUAUGACAGGGUCCCAAAAUAUGCCUGACUCGAGAUGAAAACGUAUUGCAGAAGUUUGCAGAUACCUCAGAUGAAUGGAUAAAAAAAUAGCCUCUUGGUGUACUACAAUAGGAGGGUAAAAUGUGAAAGAUAUCCUUUACAGAUGAACGUAAAAAAUCUAAUGAAACAGCAAAUCACUCAUUACAAGCAAAGACAAGUAGAGGAAAAAUUAAAGAAAAAUAUUCUACUUAUAAGUCUGGAUCAUUUUUGAAAUCAAAUUAUAGCAUAUUGAUUAAACUACCCUGUCCUAUCUUGUAGAAUAACAUUUCGGCUUGAUGGAGCUGGUAGUUAAGGGUCUAUUAGUGUUUAUUGUGCUUUAAGCUACUGUCACUUGGAAGGGGGCCGACUGGAAGAAAGAACAACUCCAUUAAGAAGUCAAGUGAAAUUGGCUGAGUUGGCAGGAUUGUACACUUCCAUUUACUUAAACGUAAAGUCGCACAAUGUUUUCAGCUUUGAUUCAGAAUUUCAAACUUUGUGAACAGCAAGCUCAAAAAACAGUUGGGUGUUUCCCAAAAGCUGAGAAUUUACCAGCUACUUUGGUGAAAGAACAACAAAUUUUUCUGCCCAGAUCAUAAAAUGAUGUUUACUUGAUGAUUUGGCUUGAUGAUAGCAGCACAGAUGGUACGUCCAUAGGAGCAGGCUUACUGGGUAGUGGAGUAGCCACAGUUACUGGACCAGUACAGAAAUCUAGUUUGCAGACUUAAAGGUGAUAUAACCAAUAAGCUAUACGUGACGACUGCGUAUAGGGAAUACUAUACCAACCAGCUCAAAUAAAUGCUCUUUCGUAGGCUGGAAAAAGCCCUGGCACCUCAAGAUGCAAAAGCUACUUUAACAGUCCAUAGCUGAUUUCCCAGGCAGAAGGUGCGAGUAGACUGGUAUUCAAGCAGAAUGAUACUCGGAUAUGUCCCUUCAGUUAGGGACUGGAAGCUCGGUGACUUUUCUUGAGUAAAGUUAUAUCUUUUUCUCCUUUUUUUUUUUUCUUUUUUUUUUUUUUUUUUUUUAGUAUGUAGCAUCUAACCUAUGCACAAUUUUAAAGAAAAAUUGUCACUUUGUAAUAUCUCUUGAAUUCAUGAAAAGGUUGAAGUGAGAAGUUUCCUUUCUCAGUUUCAAAGAAAUCUCAGAAUUUCAUGGCAUCAAGUUUUUGUCCAUUGAACAUGAGUGAAAGAGGUUGCUAAGAGCACUAAAGUAUUGCCAGUCAAUAAAAACUGUAUUUCCCAAAGCAGCUUACAUAUAGCUUGUCCAGAAGCUGUUACAAAGCUUGAAGUGAUCUUGGUAGCUUCAGCAGUAGCCAGAUGAUUCAUAUAAAGGUGUGGAAAAUCCUAAAGCUGGCAGUGUUUCAAAGCACCUUGAUGAAGCUCCGUUGCUUCCAUUUAUCACCUUACCUGGUGAAACUAGCAUUCUUAAAAUAGUGGGAGCAAAAAGAACUAAAAAACUACAGAACAGUUUGCUGCAGAGGAAAGAUUUUCAUCUUACCACUGAACUUCAGUGACCGUAAAUUGUCAAAAGGGGAAGCGAGCUCCCCGACGGCUCUGCUCUCUGAGGGCUGGUUUUAGAAAGGUCCCGCUGCUGGAGGUGGAGGUAGCGUGUGGCUGUCGCAGUAGCAGUAUCGCCUGAGGCAUCUGUCUAGGAGCUACGGGGAAAUGGCUGCAGCAAAAACUCCACAGCUUGCUUUGUAUUUGUAUGCGAGCUACUGCAAGCAAUGCUGACUGUUAUUCUGUGUUUAACAAAAACAAAUCCGUAAAAGCUUGUGAAACUUAUCUCAACUGGAUUUUUGCCAUCAAAACUUAGGCUAGAGGAAAGGAAGAGAAAUGUUUCUGAUCUUGGUAGGUGCUACAAGUUAUAACCCAGUGAGCCAGCGUAUAAGAUCGUGGAAAUAAACAGUAACUGCAGCAAACAGAGGAGAUGCUGCCUGGGCUGCUCACAGAUGAGGUCUUACCCGGUCAGGCUUUACGGAAAGGGACUUCUGAAUCGUACACGUGGUAACACCCUCCCAGGUCUCUGCACGAACUGCCUGCUGUCCGCAGGGCUUCGCUGCCCUGCAGUGGACCCCGCACAGCCUCUCCGUCUGCGUAGGGCGCUGGGGUGGCGGGCGGUGGAGCUCGGCUGGCGACCACGCUGUGCAGCACAGGUGAAUCGCUGGUUCCACUGGUGGCUCAGUCUCGAGUCAAGGCUGUUACAAAGCGAGUAAAGCCCAGUGUCUCGGUACGGCGCGCUUAUUUACUAGUUCUAGGCCUUUUGCGUUUUGAACUCUCAGGUGUAUCCCUUGCUGGAGCUGCAUGGCCUGUCUGCUGUCGCGGUCUUUUUUGCACUUCCAUGACUUGAAAUGUUCAACAUGUUCUGUCUUGCAAAUUCUUGCAGGACACCAGCUUUGAAAAUGAAUUUGCUUUCACUUAACAUGUUGAGUAGGAUAUGGCUUCACCCCACCCCAUUCAGCAGAACCUGAAUUCUGCUAUUGCAACGUUUGCUUGUGCAGUGUUGAAGUGGAAGUUAAGCAUUUGCUUUGAAGCAAAAGUUCAGCUAAUAUCCCGCCACGUUGCUGGAGAGGGAGGGAAGCUGCUGGUUUCUCAAGGUGCCUUGUGGUGCCCCUCUAGAAAUACGUCACUUCUGUCCGUUUCUCCAGUCCGAGCGCUGUCGCCGUAGGCUUCGUCGUGCAGCGUGUGCGUGCGAUUUCUGAAGUGAGCAGGGCUGCGCGCUGCCCCGGGGGACAGCACAGCCAGGCCUUUAGAGGCGCGACUUGCGUGGUCUUGUACCGAGUAAAAUUUUUGGCUGCCUUUUCUCUCUGCGUGGGUGUUUCCAAUGCCUCUGGCGGUGGUGUUUACAAAGAUAAGUCAAGCUGUCAGGCUUUGAGUCCGCUCCCUUACUGGGACUCGUGACAAGGAAUAACACGUAUGUACCACGGCAGGGCUGCGACUUCUGCUGCACCUCAGAGCUCAAAGUCCCGUCUGCCUUUCUCAUCUACUGUCCUCUCAGUUCUAAGCAUGAAUGUAAAAAUGUGCCGUUACUUAAGCCAUCACAACACUGUAUCAAAAGAAAUGUUAAUCCGCUAGCCUGGAAUACUACCAGGGUUUUGACCGCGCCGUCCCACGUACGGGCUCCGGUGUGAACCGCCACGCUGGGUGAAUUCAGUACGUGCAGGUGAUACCGUGAGCAGUGGGAAAACUUAACAGCUGGGUAGAAGGUGUCUUCGGCUGAUGUUGCUGCGGUUUGUGCGUCUUGUGCUGAUCUAAACCCCCCAUCUCCCCGCAGCUGCCCCAGCGCCCUGCCCUGCUGCGGCCGGCGCCGGGGGAAGCUGCAGCGGGAGGAAGGCCGGCACCGCCUGCCUCUGCUGCUCCUCAUCCUCGGGGAAUAAAACCAAGGGAGGGGAGCGCUGGGCCGUUCCCGGCAUGAAACGCCGCGAAAGGGAGCGGGUCCCCUGUGGCAGAAAUGCCCUUGCGGGUCACCAACAACCCGGGUCCCCAGAGCUUGGCGAACUGCGUCUGGGGCGUCUUUGGGCAGAAAGAAGGUAUUGCCAGGGCAGAAAAGCUGUCAUUAAAAUGUCUGAAAGUAAAGAACUGCAUAAAAGUACCUAUUCCAUGACCAUACCGAUGCGAUUUUUCUUUUAAUAUUGUCCAACCAUGCAGAAAAUUAUUCCAUAAACAGUACAAUAUUGGGAGAAUAGUCUAUAACGCGAAGUUUGUUCGAGGCUUGAGCGUAUGCUUCCCAGCAAAGCCGCCGUGCAGAGCGGCUGCGGGGCUGGAAUGGGCCAGGCCAGGAAAGGGGCGAGGGGCAGAAUUUGGAAUAUGCUGCAUCGUGUACGGCAGUCUUGGCUUCGCAGUCACUUAAGCUUCUGCUUUCAUUUUAUGAAAGAUUUUUAAACAGGACGUUUGCUGGCAGCGCUGGCGCGGUGUAGCAAAAGCAGCGUUGGAGAGCAGCUGCCGUUUGCCCUCCUGGUACCUUUAUAAAACCCGAUUGCCUUAAGCUGUUUUCUGAAGGCUAAAUCUUACCUAACGUUUUGAAUGUGUGCAGGGCCGUCAUACGUGUAUUUAGGCUGUAGAUGACUGAACCAUGUAAGAAACUUUGAUAAAAGCUGCAUUAUAUGUGAUAUUGAUAACUAAUGAAUAGCAACUAUUUGGGACCCUGUUUUAAGGUAAAAGGUUUUAUCUCCUAGAAUUACUUCAAUUCGUGGAUGUGACUAAUGUUCAGCCUCUUGAGGUAUAAAUGAAAGUAUCUGCCUAGAGCUGAAAUUUUAGAAUUUGCAUGCAUGUAUACAACUGAAGAAGAGUAGCAAGCCUAAAAAUAAACUCAAGUAGCUGCUAUUUUUGUACAGGUGUGAACAGAGCAGGAGUUUCAGAUCAUGCCCUGAUCUUAAAAAGGAGGGGGGAAAAGAAGUGUUGUAACUGCUGCCACUCUGAAAACGUUAAAAAAUUGAGAUUUUUUUACUGCUGAGACUUGGCUUGAGGCAUCCUCAAGUAGGAAGCCAAAUUUUCAGUUUCUUUCCCGUGUCUUGUAGUUGUUCUGCUGUGGAAGACGGGCCCCGGUCCCCGCUGCACACACGUGCACACCCGCAGGGGACAGGUUCUCUUCUUGUUGGGUUUUUCUAUAGGAUGUUGUUGAGUUGGAACCAUUCUCCUGGGUGCUGGGCAGAUCUGUUUCUAUUUUAGCGUUAUUAUUUUUUCUAUUUUAACUAGUUCAGAGCAAUGGAGGUAGUGAUUCUUUGCUACGUGCUUUUAUUCCAUAAGUUACCUACUUAAAACAUAACUUUAGAGAGCGUAACCUGAAGUUGUCAGUCCUCAUUGCAAUAGGGCUUAAUGGACACACUGUAUUCUCAAAGAAGCCUGUUGUAUCUAACAGCUUAUUUUUGGAAGUUAAAUUGUUCUUUGGUUUCCUUAAGGUAUCUUUCAGAUAAACACUAAACAUUAUACCGUAUCAAUUACCUUUUAAGUGUUUCCUUCUGUUAUGCGACUGUAAGCAUGUUUUCUGUUUGUCUUCAGCAGAUCUGUGUUAUGCCUAGUGAUACGAAUGUGACUGAAACUAUCUUGAACGCAAAUACUAUUUUUUAUUAUAUAUGCCCCUUGAUGGACCGUGGUGCUUGCUUACUACUGUUAAUGUCAUUUUGUUGUACCAAAGUACCUGUGGCUUCAAACCAUAGUGUCAAAUGAUUCACUGGUGUCUGGGUUUGUGUAAUGCAGUUGAAGAAUGUAAUCCUGUGAUUCAGUUUCUGCACUGUUAUUUUCAAAAUAAA